Messenger RNA from Megalopta genalis, 1447 nucleotides. Its product is annotated as SAP30-binding protein. The record is from RefSeq and is a predicted model, not a curated record. Gene Ontology annotation, cellular component: nucleus. Gene Ontology annotation, biological process: regulation of DNA-templated transcription. Lineage: Eukaryota; Metazoa; Arthropoda; Insecta; Hymenoptera; Halictidae.
UACACGAUGCUGCACUGCUAUUAAGGCGCAUGCGUGCACAUGAAAUUCGUUAGAAAAACAGGAACUCUGAAUACUCCACGGUAUACGUAUACAUCGAUAACAUUCAUCGUCGUGGAUUGAUGGACAAAUAAAAGUUGUUCGAUGUGUAACGUGUUCUGAAUUUAUUACAAUGAAUGGAAAAUCAGGUACAGUGUAAAAAUAAAGUAUCGCGGUGAAUUGAAAUAAUCAGAUACGGUAUAGUAACAUACAUUCCAAAAAAGAUUGGGGCAUAAUAGUAGUAUCUGUACGUAAAGGCAUAUUUGCAUACAUAAAUGCCCUACAACUAAAAGGCAUACAACUCGACGCUAGACCGGUGAGUUCCAACACAAAAUAUUGCUUGGUAGUACGGCGGACACUCAAAGCCAACUAACCAUGUCUGUACAAAGUGUUGCUCUGGCAUCUCUCACGGCCACCUAUACCGACUCGGAGGGCGAAGACGGGGUGGAAGACGACCUUCAGGAGAAUUCGAACACUCCCCAGGGGGCCGCCCCGAAUAAUGCCCAAGUCGGUCAGCCCCAGGCUUUCACCAGUCCCAAAUCUGGCAGAUCAGCCUCAAAUAGUCCUGUCGUUGCUCCCAGCGUUGGUGGCAAGUCUAGUAACGAUUUGUCAAACGCACCCACCUUAGUGACAGAUGUGACAUCUAAGGUGCAAAGACUGGUUUCAUACUUUGAUGACACGAUAGUCUCCGAUGACGAGGGAGGGCUGCAAAUACAAAUCGACGGGCAGCCUUCUGAAAAUGGAAGGCCCUCCUCGAUUACAGACCGCUCUCCCUCUUGUCAAGGAGAAUUAGUUUCAGAUAGCGAGGUUGACACCUAUGGAGUGACUAUACCGCCGGAACCAUCAGGACAGUGUCCUGUGGAAUUACAGGAGAAGAUAACCAAACUUUUCAGGAAAAUGGAGAGCGGUGGUUUGGAUAUGAAUAAAGUUAUACAACAAAGGAAGGACUUCAGGAAUCCAUCCAUUUAUGAAAAACUUAUUCAAUUUUGUAGCAUCAACGAAUUGGGCACCAAUUAUCCUCUGGAUAGAUUUGAUCCGUUUAAAUGGGGUAAAGAUUCGUAUUACGAGGAGCUUGCUAAGGUUCAGAAAGCUGAAAUGGAUAAACUUGAAAAAGCUAGAAAAGAGAAAACAAAAAUUGAGAUAGUGUCUGGUACAGCGAAGCGGCCAAAUAGUUCUAGCACGACCGAGGACGAUGCUAAGAAAAGAAAAAGUAAAUGGGAUCAAGUGGCAACUGGAGCCACUGCCUCAGUAAAGCCUACCGUCUUACUAUCUCAACCGACGCUUACCACUUUAACGUCAUCCGCAACUGGUACCAAAGCAACGGUAAUAUCGGCUUUCGGAUCUUUACCAAAGAAAAGACUGUAACAUAUUUUGUAAAUCAUUUGUAAAUAUUAAUUCUUUCAAAAGCCAA